GCCAGCAUGCAGCUGGCCUGCACAUACGAACGCCAGAGCACUUUUUUCUAUAGAACAUUAGCGGACAAGUAACUAUUGUAACGCAGCAUCGCGUAGACUACACGAACGUUUUUCCUUCUUGUUGAACGACGACGGAUUUCUCCUUUGAGCACACAGCAUCCAUAUUAACUUUCAAGAAGGGCUACUUUGACUCACCUGCUUAAGCUUCUAUAAAGAACACAUCGUUCUGAAUUUGCGUUUCUUGGACCGUUAUGCAUCACCCAAGCAGUGCCUUGGUGAAGUUCAAGUGAAGUGAGACUAUUUCGUUCUCUGUAACGCGUACUCGUAUACUUUUUAGGAAAGAAAAUGCCAAGUGACUGCUUUCGGAAUAAGACAUUUGAAAGGACGAAAUGCAUCUAAACAUGAGUGAGAACAACUCCCCAGUGGACGACAGGGAACGAGACAGGCUUCCGCCUAUUUUUAAUCAUGGUUUGGAGCGUGGAUCCAAGCAGCCGUGUGCCUCUUAUGGAAACUUCUUCUCCUCCGUGAGUCAAAGGAGAGAAGCAGCCGGCCACGGGCUGUCUCUGCCGAUCAUCCUACCUGCCAUUAGACACGUGAGAGAACUCCCUCCGAUCUGUACGGGCGUCAAACAGAAGCACCGCAUCUCCCUGGACAUUCUGCCCCCUGAAGUUAAAGCCCGCUUCGCCUGCGACCCCAUCAUCCCCCUGCGCACCAAAACUACCAAAGACUUUCAGGAAGACAUAGAGAAGGCCACCCUCUCAGGUGACUGGAGGCACAUCCAUGAUUUUUACUUGACCACGUUCGACUCCUUUUUGGAACUCAACGCAGCCUUUAAGAAAGAGGCGAACGCUCCAUUUAACACAACCGAAGACUCAGGAAUUAACACCAAAUUUGUCAACGCUGUUUACGACGCCAUACUCCAUACACCUCCAGAAACGCAGAAGGCCGUAUUAAAAGGCAUCAUUAAUAGCUUAUUGAAGGAAUGGAAAGGGCCGCGGACAAAAGACGACCUGCGGGCCUAUUUUGUACUUAUUCAGAACCCACAGUACACCAGCACAGCUACGUACGUCAUCUUCGCACACUUACUGAGAAAGAUCAGCAGCCUUGCAGAAGCCGACCACCAUUUCCUUCUGCACUGGUUUAAGAAGCUCUCUCCGAAGCGCUUCAAGCAGCUGGUGGAGCGGCUGCAGCUCUUCAUCAGCACGCGGCUCUUCCCCGCCCGGCCCGAGGAGCUGCCGCCCAUGACCAAGUGCUCGUGGUGGAUCCCCGCCGCCACCAAGGUCCUCUCCCUGCUCAACGCUGCCAACAGCAUCGCCACUCCCCCCAUCCUCCCUUUUACCGACUUUUACAACCUCACGCUGGACCACACCGACUUUAUGGAGGACUAUCGCACCUGGCAGACCCACGGCAACUCCAACCGCAAACGCUGGUGGAUAAGGUCUCUCGCAGACAGCGUGUGGACAUGAGUCUGCUCUUCCUCAACAUUAAAGUCAGACGCCUGCAGCUGGUCAGCGACUCUCUGGAUGAGCUCGCAAGAAAGCGGGCGGACUUGAAAAAGAAGCUGAGAGUGACGUUUGUUGGCGAGGCGGGCCUGGACAUGGGCGGCUUGACAAAGGAGUGGUUUCUCCUCCUGAUUCGACAGAUUUUUCACACAGACUACGGCAUGUUUAGGUACGUCAAGGAGUCCCAGUAUCACUGGUUCAGCAACUGGAACUGUGACAACUGCUCCGAGUUUCGCCUGGUCGGAUCCCUGAUGGGUUUGGCCUUGUACAACAGCAUCACGCUGGACAUCCGUUUCCCUCCCUGCGUCUACAAGAAGCUGCUGACCCCUCCCAUUGUGCCCUGCGACCCCGACGCCCCCGUGGGCAUGGCCUCACUCACCCUGGACGACCUGCAGCAGAUCAUGCCGGAUCUUGCUCAUGGUCUGGCAGAACUUCUGAGCUAUGAAGGCAACGUGGAAGAGGAUUUCUACACCACUUUUCAGGUUUUCCAGGAAGAGAUGGGUGUCAUCAAGGCGUAUAAUCUCAAACCUGGCGGUGAUAAGAUUCCUGUGACCAACGUGAAUAGAAAAGAGUACGUCCAGCUGUACAUUGACUUCCUGCUGAAUAAGUCCAUUGAGAAGCCCUUCGCUGCCUUCUACCAUGGAUUCCACAGUGUGUGUGCCUCUGACGCCAUCAUGCUGCUGCGACCGGAGGAGGUGGAGGUGUUGGUGUGUGGAAGCCCCCAUCUGGACAUGGUGUCGCUGCAGAGGGUGGCCCAGUACGAGGGCUACAGCAAGACUGACCCCACCAUCCGAGCAUUCUGGGAUGUGGUUCUGGCGUUCCCUUUGGAGCUGCAGAAACGCCUCCUCCACUUCUGCACAGGAAGUGACCGCGUCCCUGUGGGAGGCAUGGCCGACCUCAACUUCAAGAUCACCAAGCACGACGUCUCAACCGACUGGCUGCCAGUGUCCCAUACCUGUUUCAACCAGAUCUGCCUACCUCCCUACAAAAGCAAGAAAGAACUGCGACAAAAAUUAACCAUUGCCAUCUCCAAUGCUGAGGGCUUUGGCCUGGAGUGAAUUAGAAGUUCAUAGAAGGUCAACAUCAGAAGAUCUCCAGGCACUUCUUUUAAGUCAAUAAACACUAAUAGGUGCGACACAUUUAGUCCUCUUUGAAGGAUAAUGUGUGGUAUGUCCCAGAGGAGACUGAAAGAAUCCCACAUCUCCACAUUCACAACUUUUAUACUAGAGUUUAUUUAAGAGGGUUUUUUAUUAUUUGUUUUCUGACCUCUGUAAAACCCACAUUUCUCUAGGACAGCCAUCGAGCACCAUUGUUUCUGUUACAAAUUGCGUGAUGUAAGAAGUGAUACCUUGAUUUGCUUACAUUUUUAAACCAAGCAAGAAAAUAUCCCCCAAAAAUGUAUUAUCUAACACCUGACAUUUACGGCAGAUAGUGUUGGUUACGUAACAAGUAAACGGAGACUGUUCACACACUGAGGUGCUGUCACUUGUACAAUCAAGGCUCGCAUGGAAUCUGGGUCAGCAGAGGGUUGGUCGGGGUAAAAAAUAACUUUGCUAACAAUCGGUCAGCCUAAAGCUGGCUGUGUCUCUUAAAGGGACACGGCACAUUUUCACUACGCACCUUUGAUCAGCCUUACCUAUAGGCUGGUGUUGGCUAUCGGACACAUACCUUGCCCUUUAAAUGUCACAGUCUGUGUUGUCUUGUUCAUUUGAGCAAAUGAAGAAAUUCAAAGCAUUUUUUUGUGUGUUAUUAAGUGUUAUUAAUGGACCAAGAGAUUUCAUUGCUUUUUGCCUGCUCUUGUUGUACUUGAAGUUGACGACCUUUUAGGUCUUUAAGCCUGAAGGGAUUUUGUAUUUGUUUUUUUUUGUGAUACUGUGCUUGUCCUGUGUUUCGCUACGUGAAGUGGAAUCUGCCAGUGGCUUUUGUUGAGAGUAACGCGCUGCCGCCACAACUUCCACGCUCCGCUGUCUGACAGAUAAUUCAACCUUGACUGACUGAUCGUCUGUCUUGAUCCCUCAACUCAAACAGGUGGUCAGAAAGGUCUGCGGAGUUUUUACAACGACCUUGUUCUGACCUUACUUCAUGUGUCAGGUUCCCCUUCGAGUGUAGUGCUGUGAGUCACUACAGCUCACAGCCACAUGGUACUUCAGUGGAGAUGUGCGUAGUACACACACCAAGGCCAUGAUAGCUCCAGACUUCUAUAAUGAUAACUAUUGAUAACUAGCCUCGGCUUUGCACAUAUCGUUAGCUGACCUCAAGGACCCUUUGUUCCAGCGCCGUGCCUAUAGAUUAUCUUUGGUUCCGUGUCACCGUGGCGACAGAACGCCACACAAACUCUGUGCCCAACAAAAAGAGGCCUUGUCGAGGUGGCCAGACUCGACGCAGAAGACUGAAUACCGUUGUAUUUGCCAUGUAUUUAUUUUGACGUGAACGCCUUUUAAACCGUGCUGAAUAAAAGUGCUUUGCAGUGCAAA
Messenger RNA from Alosa alosa (allis shad), 3976 nucleotides. RefSeq names its product HECT domain containing 2 (gene hectd2). Gene Ontology annotation, molecular function: ubiquitin protein ligase activity. The record is from RefSeq and is a predicted model, not a curated record. Gene Ontology annotation, biological process: protein polyubiquitination. NCBI's taxonomy places the organism in Eukaryota, Metazoa, Chordata, Actinopteri, Clupeiformes, Clupeidae.